This is a messenger RNA of Leucoraja erinaceus (little skate), 2589 nucleotides long. RefSeq lists its product as uncharacterized. The record is from RefSeq and is a predicted model, not a curated record. Gene Ontology annotation, molecular function: phosphatidylinositol bisphosphate binding; GTPase activator activity. Gene Ontology annotation, biological process: positive regulation of GTPase activity. The coding region runs from base 272 to 1408 and encodes 378 amino acids. Lineage: Eukaryota; Metazoa; Chordata; Chondrichthyes; Rajiformes; Rajidae. The transcript is spliced from 11 exons. Gene Ontology annotation, cellular component: intracellular membrane-bounded organelle; plasma membrane.
GCGCUUGUGGAAUGCGGAAAAAGGUUGCUCUGCGGCUGCCAGUUCCUCCAGUCCGCUUCUCAUUAACGCACACCAUAUUUUUUUGUUUCAAUCUUGCAAAACCAGCCCAACACAAGAAGAAUCAGCGAGCGUUUGUUUUUUUAAAAGUUAUCUCCCAGAAGAGAGGGGGGGGUGAUUGAAUAAAGAAAAUCAGGAGACGAAUCGAUUGGAGGGGGCUCUCUGCCCAUUGCAUUUAAAGUUUUGCCGCGACUUCCAACUGAAGGGGAGAGUUAUGUCAGCCGAGAAGGAGAGGAUUUUCAGAGCGUUGAAGGACGUGGUUCAGAUUCCUGGGAAUGGAAUAUGUGGUGACUGCGGUCUACCAGAACCGGAAUGGGCAUCCACCACGCUGGGGAUCUUCAUUUGCCUGAACUGCUCGGGGAUCCACCGGAACAUUCCGGACGUGAGCAUCAUCAAAUCACUCCUCCUGGAUCCUUGGAAUGAUUCCCAAAUUCAGCACAUGGCCAGCCUCGGCAAUGAAGCGGCCAAACGCAAGUACGAGGCCUUUGUUCCUGCUUACUACUAUGUGCCCACCUACCGAGACUCCCAGGUCCUGUUGGAGCAAUGGAUUCGAUCCAAGUACGAGCGCAAGGAUUUCAUCGAGGAGAACAAGCCGCUGGCCCACGCCGCGGGUUACAGGGAAGGGUUUCUGUGGAAGCGUGGCCGGGAUAACGGGCAGUUCCUCAACCGCAAGUUCAUCCUGACCGAGGGAGACGGAAUCCUGAAAUACUUCACCAAGACUGACGCCAAAGUGCCCAAGGCCAUGAUUAAAGUGGACAACAUCAACGCUACCUUCCAGCCGACCAAAAUAGGGAAUCCCAACGGCCUCCAGCUCAUGUACCUGAAGGACAACAGCACGAGGAACAUCUUUGUUUAUCACGACGAGGAGAAGGAGAUCGUCGACUGGUUCAACGCCAUCCGAGCCAUCCAGUUCCACUAUUUGAAAGUGGCUUUCCCGGGAGCAAGCGACCAGGAGCUGACGCACAAACUGACCAGGAACUUCCUGAAGGAAGGCUACAUGGAGAAGACGGGACCCAAGCAGACGGAGGGCUUCAAGAAGCGCUGGUUCUCGUUGGAUCACCGUCGCCUCAUGUACUUUAAGGAUCCACUGGACGCGUAUGCCCGGGGCGAGGUGUUCAUUGGCAGCAGCGACAACGGGUAUGUGGUGAAAGAGGGGCUGCCGCCGGGGACACCGGCCAGCGGCUCCUGGCAACACGGCAUCACCAUCGUAACCCCAGACCGCGACUUCCUCUUCAUCUGCGAGACAGAGCAAGAUCGGCAGGAAUGGGUGUCAGUGUUCAAUGGGGUGAUGGCUCAACAGAUGUCACCGCAGGAAUAUACAGUGGAAGCCUACUUCAAACACAGACGAUAGAACAAGCCGACCUGCCUCCGACUCUCCACCCAACUUUUUACGGACAAACACAGUGACAUUUGCCUCUGGAACCCGUUUCACCAAUGACUCCAGAUACUACUGAUUGCGUUUUUCCCUCCCCCGCCCCCUCCAGAAUUGUUGGCUUAACUUGGAACAGCCCGGCACUGGAUCCUAAAGCAUAACAGCCAGCUCCGUCGAGCCUGGCCUAAGGAUUUCCACCACUGACUGACCUGUCAGACCAGACUCUGAGACGGAACCCGCUGUGAUUAACUCACGGGGUGAACGCAGCUACCGUUAGUUGUAUCGCCCAGCCCUUCACCAGCUGGCAUCUUCCAUUAACACUCACCGCAUCCCAGCAGAAUUCCCCACCCCAGUCAACUAUUAUGAUCUCCAUCCCCUUUGGUGUCUCGUUUUCACGCCUUGCCCUUCCCCAUCUCUGUGCCUCUCAUGGCUCUCAGUCCGAAGAUGUUGUCCCGACCCAUUCAUUCUCUCCAGAGAUGAUGCCUGUGUCCCACUGAGUUACUCCAGCAUUUUGUGUCCACAGAAAUAGUAAAUAGGUGCAUUUGGCCCUUCGGGGCCAGCACCGCCAUUCAAUAUGAUCAUGGCUGAUCAUCCAAAAGCAGGACCCCAUUCCUGCUUUCUCCCCAUAUAUCCCUUGAUUCCGUCAGCCCUAAGAGCUAAAUCUAACUCUCUCUUGAAUACAUAUUAUCAACUACCCUAGAGGCUAGAAGGGAAAAAGGGAAAACUAUCUACAGAAUAAUAGGUGGCCAUUAUUCAGAGGUGGAACAGUCACAGUCCUGGGGUUAAAUGGUCCAACCAGGAACAGGGAACAUUGGGAAAAGUGUCGUGGAAACUUUCGACACAGUGGCUGGCGCUGCCUUUCUGAUAUUUCCCAUACACUUUGUCAACAGUAUAAAGGCUGAUGAUGGCAGCGACAUGGUCCAAGUACAACUUGUAUUUGUAUAGAAGACUAAGAACAAGUCAUUAGUGGUGGUGGGUCAGGCAGCAUCAGUGGAGGGAGAACCAGAGUUAAUGUUUUUGGUCUGAAGAAGGGUCGGGGCCCCGAAACGUCACCCAUUCCUUCUCUCCAGAGAUGCUGCCUGCCCCGCUGAGUUCCUCCAGCAUUUCUGUGUCUGAAGGUCGAUGGCCUUGAAUUAAAAUGGUACUCCGUAUCGAAUCUG